AUGAGGCUCGCCGCAACUGGCAGAGUCGCAUUCCGCAGAGCUUAUGCCGACGAAGCGCCCAGUCCCAAGCCCAGCAGACUACGCAGAACCUUCAGAUGGGCUUGGAGAAUCACCUACCUCUCCGCCGUUGGCCUUGUGGGCUACACUUGCUACAUCGUCUAUCAGGAUCGCCACCCGGAACCACAGUUCGAGCCGGAUCCAACCAAGAAGACUCUCGUCAUUUUAGGUACCGGCUGGGGCUCUGUCGCCCUGCUCAAGAAGUUGAAUACUGAGAACUACAACGUGGUUGUUGUUUCGCCCCGAAACUAUUUCUUGUUCACUCCUCUCCUUCCGUCGUGCACGACCGGCACCAUUGAACACAGGUCCAUUAUGGAGCCUGUCCGAACCAUUCUGCGCCAUAAAAAGGCAGCAGUCAAGUUUUACGAAGCAGAAGCAUCGUCGGUCGACCCAGACCGAAAAGUGGUCAAAAUCGUCGACAACUCGGAAAUCCAGGGCGCCACCUCUGAGACCGAGAUUCCUUACGACAUGCUCGUCAUCGGUGUCGGUGCUGAAAACGCCACCUUUGGCAUUCCCGGUGUACGAGAACACAGCUGUUUCCUCAAGGAGAUUGGCGACGCCCAGCAGAUCCGCAAGAAGAUUAUGGACUGUGUCGAGACUGCCGCCUUCAAGGGACAGACCAGCGACGAGAUUAAAAGGUUGAUGCACAUGGUUGUUGUCGGUGGUGGACCUACUGGCGUUGAGUUUGCCGGCGAGCUUCAAGACUUUUUCGAGGAGGACAUCAAGAAGCUUGUUCCUGAAAUCAGCCCUCGCUUCAAAGUCACCCUGAUUGAGGCCCUCCCUAAUGUUCUUCCCUCCUUCUCGAAGCAGCUCAUCGACUACACCGAAAACACGCUCCGUGAGGAGAAGAUUGACAUCAAGACAAAGACCGUGGUCAAGAGGGUCACGGGCACGACAGUCGAGGCCGAAGUGAGUCGCCCUGAUGGUAACAAGGAGCGCGUUGUUAUCCCGUACGGCCUCCUAGUCUGGGCCACCGGAAAUGCCGUUCGGCCAAUCAUCAAGGACUUGAUGAGCAAGAUUCCUGCCCAAAAAGAUUCACGUCGGGGCUUGGCCGUCAACGAGUACCUUGUUGUUCAAGGUACGCGCGAUAUCUGGGCUAUUGGAGACUGCGCCGUCGCCGGCUAUGCUCCCACUGCCCAAGUCGCCUCCCAGGAGGGCAACUUCCUUGGCAGACUGUUCAACAACAUGGCCAAGACUGAAAACUACGAGUCUCGCAUUCGUGAGCUUAGUUCCAAGAUGAAUCUCCAGGGCGGUGAUUCGGCCAAGGCCGCACAGGAGAUUGAGAGUCUGGAGAAACAGCUGCGCAGGAUCAAGGACAUCAAACCCUUUAGAUACAGCCAUCAAGGUAGCUUGGCUUACAUUGGCAGCGAGAAGGCUGUCGCUGACGUCAGUUGGUGGAACGGAAAUUUGGCCACCGGUGGCAGCAUGACCUAUCUUUUCUGGCGCAGCGCUUACCUCUCCAUGUGCUUUAGCACUCGCAAUCGAGUCCUGGUCAUCUUGGAUUGGCUCAAGUCCAAGGCAUUCGGCCGCGACGUGUCACGAGAGUAG
This is a messenger RNA of Metarhizium album ARSEF 1941, 1605 nucleotides long. Its product is annotated as Pyridine nucleotide-disulfide oxidoreductase, FAD/NAD(P)-binding domain protein. The record is from RefSeq and is a predicted model, not a curated record. Lineage: Eukaryota; Fungi; Ascomycota; Sordariomycetes; Hypocreales; Clavicipitaceae. The transcript has 3 exons. The coding region runs from base 1 to 1605 and encodes 534 amino acids. Gene Ontology annotation, molecular function: NADH dehydrogenase activity.